GUUGCAGUCCGCUGGCAACCCUGCCAAGCGUCAGUCAUUUGCGCCAUUUUCAUUGAAAUCGCGGCCUUUCACAGUGUCAACAUGGCGGAUCAGACCGAGCGCGCUUUCCAAAAGCAACCAACCGUAUUUAGCAACCCCAAGUUGCAGAGCAAAAAGAAGGUCGUAAGACUGUCGAGGAAUGUGGGUCUUGGGUUUAAGACUCCACGGGAGGCAAUCGAAGGACACUACAUCGACAAGAAGUGUCCCUUCACUGGAAACGUCUCAAUCCGUGGACGAAUCCUGACCGGCGUUGUCCAGAAAAUGAAGAUGCAGAGAACCAUCGUGAUUCGUCGCGACUACCUGCACUACAUCAGGAAAUACAACCGUUUCGAAAAGCGCCACAGGAACAUGUCCGUCCAUUUGUCCCCCUGUUUCAGGGACGUGGAAAUCGGCGACGUUGUGACGAUUGGGGAAUGCAGGCCGUUGUCCAAAACAGUGCGAUUCAAUGUAUUGAAAGUCACCAAGGGGAGCAGCUCGAAGAAGAGCUUUAAGAAGUUUUAAAUAUAAUUCUGUUUUUCACAUUCCGAUAAAGAAAAACGUCUUUAUUGAAAUGUAAAAGUUAGUAUUUAUUAUGACGUAAUACAUACUGGCUUAAAACUC
Molecule: messenger RNA, 639 nt
Organism: Dendroctonus ponderosae (mountain pine beetle)
Lineage: Eukaryota; Metazoa; Arthropoda; Insecta; Coleoptera; Curculionidae
Gene: RpS11
Product: 40S ribosomal protein S11
Exons: 4
Coding region: 82-540 (152 amino acids)
Biological process (GO): translation
Cellular component (GO): ribosome; cytosolic small ribosomal subunit
Molecular function (GO): structural constituent of ribosome
Source: RefSeq, a predicted model, not a curated record